This is a messenger RNA of Bipolaris oryzae ATCC 44560, 522 nucleotides long. RefSeq lists its product as uncharacterized. NCBI's taxonomy places the organism in Eukaryota, Fungi, Ascomycota, Dothideomycetes, Pleosporales, Pleosporaceae. The transcript is spliced from 2 exons. The record is from RefSeq and is a predicted model, not a curated record. The coding region runs from base 1 to 522 and encodes 173 amino acids. Gene Ontology annotation, biological process: protein acetylation. Gene Ontology annotation, molecular function: N-acetyltransferase activity.
AUGUCAUCCGAUAACGCAUCACUUCGCCACGCACGUCGUGAAGACGUUCCCACUAUUCUGGGUCUCAUUCAGGAACUUGCAGACUACGAAAACGCAAGUGACAAGGUCGAAGCUACCGAGGAAAUCCUUGCCCGCACCCUCGCCCACCACGACCCCACCACCUCUACAUUUUCCCAAGGCUUUGCUCGUACUCUUUUCAUCGCUGACCCAGAUGGAGCCGUGGCCGGAAUGGCAGUGUACUUCUUCAACUUCAGUACCUGGACUGGUGUUCCGGGAAUCUAUCUUGAAGAUUUGUUUGUCAAAGAAGCAUAUCGGAAGAAGGGCUAUGGCAAGAGGCUAUUAAAAGAACUUGCGGCAAUAGUACUCGAGGCUGGAGGCAAGAGGUUGGAAUGGAGUUGUUUGGAUUGGAAUGAGCCCAGCCUCAAUUUCUAUCAGAGUGAGGUGAUUGGUGCGAAGAGGAAAAACGAAUGGGUGGGAUUACGGGUCGAGGGAGAUGCAUUGGCCAAGUUGGCAAACUCAUGA